This is a messenger RNA of Colletotrichum scovillei, 3193 nucleotides long. RefSeq lists its product as uncharacterized. Lineage: Eukaryota; Fungi; Ascomycota; Sordariomycetes; Glomerellales; Glomerellaceae. Gene Ontology annotation, molecular function: guanyl-nucleotide exchange factor activity; small GTPase binding. Bases 589 to 2874 code for a protein of 761 amino acids. The transcript is spliced from 3 exons. Gene Ontology annotation, cellular component: endocytic vesicle; cytosol. Gene Ontology annotation, biological process: vesicle-mediated transport. The record is from RefSeq and is a predicted model, not a curated record.
CAGUCCUCCUCGUGCCCCCCAGCACAUGCAUGCACUGAAGGUCGGAUCCGUCUGCAGAUGACACCUGUGGGCUUCCAAUAAAACUUGAGCGGGGGCAUGGCGGGAGCUACCUUGUCAACCUGUCUUCCUUACCGACCAUAGCUGGCAUGCUCGGUUGGUUACCUGCGUUACCUUCCUUUCACGGGAACGGCCUAUUCUCAAGCUGCUCAAAGACCAACAAUCCUCAAAACCUCAUUGCUCUCACCCCGUCCUCGCCCUCUUCCUUUGCUUUGCGCUGGCACAAGGCACCCCGUGCACCCCAUCGACGGCACUGACAUCAUUUUGUUAGAGAUGCGAAUAGACACAUAGCUGCCAUCUUGGGCCAUUUUACGAGCCAUCAUCCCUGUUCUCCUACUCCAUUUAUGGCAUAAAUCUGUCCCGCGUGCCACAACCAGGGAUCUCUUUCCUCUGAUAUCGGGUUUCAAGAUCGCUUCCACUACUUAAUGCCGCCUUGAUAACAUCAGACCAGGUACGUUUGCUUGUCAGCCCCAAGUCGGCGCCUGAAAAUCCCUUCUUUCUCAUCUCCAGGAAGUCAAACUGACCAAGAAAAUGGCUUCCAGCAUCGUCGAAACUAUGGCGUCAACCGGCCCCUCCAAAUCCCCAGCAGCUCGUCCAAAUACGAUACGAGCGCCUUCCUUCACUCGUCAGAGCGAAGACAGCGAUCCUCUCCGAGUCCCGAAACGAGCUCAAACAUUCCAGAAUGGCGCUGCGGCCGACCCGUUGACGACGACGACGACAACGACGCCGACCGUCGCCAGCAAGGUCCAGCAGAAGCCAGCAGACGAGCCCGAGGGCCCUGAUGCUUUCGAGACUGCUGGAAGGCCUUCAACAGAUAACGACGAUGGAUUCGACGGCAGAGGCUCUGUGGACCUGGGUGAGCUUCCGAUUGAGCUAGUUAGUCUGACUGACAGCUUCGUCGAGACUCUCAGCUCGAAAAGUCACCCGGCGCCUCUGACCAUCGACAAUGUUUCUGCAUUAUUCCAGAGUUUCUACGAAACCGCAUCCACACACGUCAACACACACAUCUCUAGUCUGAUCACACGGCAUAAUCGGGAUGCAUCGCCUGCGCCGUCCGCGUCAUCCAAGGUCUCCACAGCUAGCAGGCUUCGAGCCAAGGCGGCUUCCCUCGGAAGCAAGGAUAAACCCAAAAAUCUCCCCAAACCAGAGCCGGAGCAGCAAAUGAUUACUGCCGAAGAACUCGCCAACAAGAAGAAGGCGCGGAAAGCAAUCGAAGCCAAGCGUGGCAUCAUCGAAGAGGCAGUGGAGCGCAGGCUGUGCGAAGGUAUCUACGACAAGAUCUACCGCCACAAGAGCACCCAGGACGAAGCGCAGGAUUCAAAGCUGCGAUCAAAGACCGCGGCACUCGCGCUGGUCGGCAUUGGACCGGCCGACCUGGGAAUCGAUCUUGGCGACGAUGCAUCUCAGACACCUGAAGCCGCUGCGGAAAAGGUUGAAGAGAUCAAGAAAUCGCUUGAGCAGGCUAGAAGAGACUUGAUUCUCAUGAAUGAGAAGCGAUACCCGCUCGGCAAGGUACACCACUUGAAAGCGGCACACAAGGAUAUUGUCGAGACUCUGGCGCAGUUCCACCCGUCUGCAUCCGCAGAUGAGAUUAUGCCUAUGCUCAUCUUCACCCUCAUCACGCUUCCUCCUGAACAUCUCAACGUUAUUAGCGACCUGCACUUUAUUCAGCACUUUAGAUGGGAGCCGAAAUUGACGGGCGAGGCUGCAUACUGCUUGACGAAUUUGGAAGCAGCCAUCAGCUUUUUGGAGACAGUCGAUCUGUCUACACUGAGGGCCGAUGAGUUACCCCAGGGUCCUGCCAGAGGUAUCAGCCAGCCGGGUACUCCGCGGGCUGAGACAUUCCCUCCGGCGUUCCCGCCUGGACUGACGGUAACGGCGGAUCCUUCGGUGGAGACCGAUUCUGGCAAUGCCACGCCAACGAGACCGCCUGCGUCUCCUUCCGCAUCGGCCGGGCUGCGUGCUGCGGUUCAAGCUCGGAAUAGAAGACUGAGCGAGCUCGUCAACACGCCUGCCCAGGCCAUUGGUGCUGCGAGUGAUGCCGUGCUCAACACGGCUGACCAGCAUAUAAAGACGAUCUCAACGAGUUUGGGUGAUAGCUACAAGUUUUUGGUGGGCAAGUUACGUGAGACACAGGGCACUCCCACCGAAUCAGGCCAGGGGCUCGUCGUGCCUAAGACGCUCGAUGAUGCUCGAAAGCUGAUGAGCACCCCGCCUCCCGAGGAGGAAGGGUCCGUCAGUGGUGCCAGCUCGGUUCAUGGCACAGAGGAGGCCGAAUCUACUCGCCGACCCCCGGUCCGCGAGGAUAAGGUGCUAAACCUCAUCGGCGGACGCAAGGUUAGUCGAGAUCAUAGCGCAGAUAGCUCGCGAAGCGUCAACAGCUCGAGGAAGGUGCUCUUUGCCAAAGAAGGGGAGAAAGAUCUGCCGACGCCAUCUCCUGGAAACGCAACCAACCCUCUGGACUCGGUGAGGAACUUUGGCAAUUCGUUCUCCCGGUUCUCCGGUAUGAGCAUGAUCAGAGGUCUGAGCCGGACCGCAUCCACGCCCAUCGUGGCGAAGGAAGCACCUAAGGAUAUGACAAAGGAUAGCCCGGCUACCAAGGUAGCUGACGGCGGCGAUCUUGCAAGCGCUUUCCCUGAUAUUGCAGCUGCGUUGCCGCCCAAGCAGAUACCAAAGAUCAGCCCGCCGAACAAGCGCUUCAUGGAGAUGCAGAACCCCGGCGACCUGAAGAUUGGUGAGGUUCUCGAGUUGCUGCGCGACUACCGGCGGCUGGCGACUACACUCAAGGACUUGGGAGCCUUUGAGGGGUCCAAGUGAGGAAACGAGGGGGGAAGUGGUUUAGAAGAAUCGUGAAGAGAUAAGAUACGGCCUAGACAAAGCUUGCUGCACUCAUUUGUAGGAUUCCUGUGGGACAUGGAUAAGCAUACUGGACAAUGGCGUUUUGAUUCUUUAUACUACUGUUUUCUGCAAACAAAAGUCUGGCAAGCCAUUCUGGGUGGGGAUGGCUCUGCCCGAGCUUGAGAUCCGUACCAAGCAGGGUGAGGGAUCGCAACAUUCGGACUUGGGUGUUUCAGAGAAGGCCGAAUACACACAGAGAGGUACAAAUGCACACACACACACACUACACAAUGGAAAA